CCCGGGACUCCAGCCGCAAGUGGUAUCGUCUCCAUGGCGACGAGUCGUCCACAGCUCGCUGCUCCGAAACCCGAGCGAACCUCUAGCUGGGCCGGCCUUCGGCGACUGCCUUUCAGAUGAUCCGCUUGCGAGGGCCCCAAGCGGGUAAGAGGCGCCGCGGCAACUGCGGGUCUCCCUCUCCCGGCCCCCGCGUGCAGCCGGACUCCCCUCUCACCUCGGACCACCCGGGCCCGGCGCCUGGCUCCGCCAACUUUUGUACACCCUCCAGGUUUGGGCUGUGCGGCCCCACGGCUGCCAGGCGGCACGCGAGAAGAUCUGGCCCUACACUUUGUAUUCCAGAAAUCCCUAGGAAUUAUCUAGAUAAGACAGAUGCUGUAAAGGCUCCAAAAUAUAGACAGAAUGGCAAGUUGCUGGUGGUUGCUCCAAAGGAAAAAGUGAUGAUUGAACCAAAUGAAACAAUGUCAGAAGAGACUGGAAGAGAGGGGGAGAGACAGAAAGAGAAGGACACAUCGAUUGAUUGCCUCCCCCAUGCACUCCGACCAGGGCAGGGACCAGGGCAGGCAUGGAGUCUGCAACCGAGGAAGAAAGUCUCUUCAAAAAAUAUUGAAAAUAAGGUCUUUUUAAAGAAUACUGAAAAUAGAGUAUCUUCAAAGAGUAUUGAACAUAAAGAUACAGAAACAAAUCUACAGUCAAAGCUAUGGUCAACUUCCUUCUUAAAAGAAAGCACAGGUGAGGUGGGCAAAAAUGAAGUCAUUGCAAAGCAGGCGGAAAAUAAUGAAAAUUGCCUUCAGGUUAUUGAUGAUAAAUUGUCCGAGUCAACAAAAGAUGAUGGUGAAGAUGACACCAGUGACAAAAGUAAUGAAGACAGUGGCCCAAAAAAGGACACUCGUGCCCCAUUAGAGUUAAUGGCAGAAAGAAAGCUCAAAAUCAUGAGGAAGAUGAGGAAGAUAGUGAAGAAGACAGUAGUGGGGAGAGUGAAGGAGAAAGCAGUGAGGAGCCGAGUGAAGAAAGCUCUGAUGAAUGUGAAGAUGGGUGAUGAAAGGUGCUACUAUGGUUUAAUCUUCAUAUAUUUUCAUUACUAUAUAGCAUGGAAAUAUAAAGAAGAAAACUGCAUCUUAUUCUUCUUUAUUUGGUAUAGAGGUACUUUAAUUUAUCCAUAUUAGUUUGAACUCCUUCCUAAUAUUAAGGUCUUGAUUCAAUGCGAGUUACUCAGAGAGGAAAACAACUUAUAUUUGAAAACACAUCGCACUAUGUGCCAGGUACUGUUCUACACACACUACUUAAUGCAACAAACCCAUGAGGUAAGUACUAUUGUUAUUCCCAUUCAGCAGAUGAGAAAACUGAGGCACAGAGAGGAUGGGUAGCUUGCCCCGGCAUCAUAUACCUAUUGAAUGGUAGAGCCUGGAUUUGUACAUGGACAUUAUAGCUCCAGAAUCAUACUCUUAGUCUCUCCAUGACCACCUCUUUAGGUAUUUUUAUAUCAUUUUUCUUAUGUUCUUUAUAACAUAUAUCAGUACCUGACAUUCUUAUUUAAUCACUUGCCCUUUUUAUCUUCUCCCUUCCAGUCAGGAACUGUAACCUCCUGAAGUACGACUUUGUCUUUUUCACCAUUGUAUUCCUAGCAACUGCACAAGUACCUGGAAAAUAAUAGGAUGUAUACACAAAGUGGAUGAAUCUAGUGAAAAUUAAUGAAAUGUUUAUAUUCUUUUAUGAAACAUUUACACAACUAUAUUACACCUUUGAUGUAUUAAUCUAAAUUAUUUUGCUGAUUCUGUAUUCCUCGAUAAAUUUCUGCCAUCUUCAAAAUAGGUUGUAAGGUAACUAAGGUAAAAAUAAGAAAUAUAUUCCUAAGUAAUUUGU
Myotis daubentonii (Daubenton's bat) is the source of this 1860-nucleotide messenger RNA. RefSeq names its product glutamate rich 2 (gene ERICH2). The transcript has 9 exons. The coding region runs from base 117 to 1163 and encodes 348 amino acids. The record is from RefSeq and is a predicted model, not a curated record. Lineage: Eukaryota; Metazoa; Chordata; Mammalia; Chiroptera; Vespertilionidae.